Molecule: messenger RNA, 717 nt
Organism: Rotaria sp. Silwood1
Lineage: Eukaryota; Metazoa; Rotifera; Eurotatoria; Philodinida; Philodinidae
Source: the annotation of a GenBank genome assembly
AUGGCGCACAUAUUGGCUGAAGCAGAUGUCAUUUUAGAUGGCUAUCGACCUGGCUGCAUGGAAAGAUUAGGAUUUGGUCGACAAGCUGUUCACGAAAUGGCUCUAAAAAGAGGUAAAGGCAUUGUUUAUGCUCGUGAGAAUUGUUACGGUUGGGCUGGUCCAUGGUCUCUACGUUCUGGCUGGCAACAGAUCAGUGAUUGCGUGACUGGUGUUGCUUGGUUACAAGGAAAGUUUUUAGGUCUCAAUGAACCCGUUUUACCACUUCUUCCAAAUUCUGAUUAUCAAACUGGAAUAGUUGGUGCAAUUGCUAUUGUACAAGCCCUACAUAAACGUGCUCAUCAAGGAGGCUCAUAUAACGUUGACGUUUCACUCAAUCAGUUCAAUAUUUGGUAUCUUGACUUAGGUCAAUACACCGAUACACAAGGCGCCGAAAUCAUGGCCAAAUAUCCAGACUUACAUCUUCGUCAUACAGACGAAAUGAUCUCUCUGGUGACCAAAACUCUGACAAUGAUGAUUAAAUCUGUCGGUGAGAUAUUUGGGCCUCAAAACUUUGAAACCAUAAAUUCACCUAAAUGGGAUGUUGAGCAUACUGGCGAUUUGAUUCCUAUGACUAUUCUUGCCCCAGUCAUAACUUUUGACAAGACAAAACUCAGCUACAAUGUCGGAAGUUGUCCUCCUGGGUCAUAUGACUCAAGCAUUGGGUGGAACGUCGCAUAA